Messenger RNA from Pelobates cultripes (western spadefoot toad), 11437 nucleotides. Lineage: Eukaryota; Metazoa; Chordata; Amphibia; Anura; Pelobatidae. The record is from the annotation of a GenBank genome assembly.
AUGCCUACUGGUCCAGAUACCACCCCAGUGACUGCUGAAAGCACUCGUGGACCUCCAGAAAAAUAUCCACAAACAGGGCCUGUCAGACAGACUAGCAGUGAUGGAAAAUGCAUCCUGCGAUCAAGUAAUACAGAUUGUGAUGCUAAAGCAAGCAGUCAAGGGGCUCCAUCAGCAAACUGAGACAAAUUACCUUUGCUUCGCCGCCAUCAAAGAUCUGAGGUGCAAAAACAAAGUCAAAAUUAGGGGCAUUACUGAGGACGUGUCGACCACUGAACACCCUCACUUCCUUAGGUGCCUACUAGUCGCGCUUUUUCCCCAAGACAGGGCAAAGUAGUGGGAAUCAUUGUAUUCUUCCAGAUGCCUAAGUCCCCUCAGGCAUCAGACAAUGUGCCUAAAGACUAUCCACCUCCAAAGUGAGAAAGAUAAGGCUGCAGUACCGAUGGCUGUCAGAGAGCACACGCAAUACCAGUUCAAGGACAUGUCACUUACUUUAUACUCUGACCUCUCAGAGAGCACCUUGGCUUGGCGAAGGUCGCUGCUGCCAUUCACAUGCCUUCUAAGAAAGAAGAACAUACCCUAGAGCUGGUGGCCGACUCGUGCACUAAUGGUGCUGCAGGGUGAAACAAAAUAUCUGGUUCACAAUCUUGCAGAAGCAGUUGGCCACACUGAACCUGACUCAGGACUCUCUAAGAACCAGCUGGUACUGGAACUGCAGCCCAAACGCCACACUGAUGGAACCCGGAGAACCUCUUUCAUACCACGACAGGCUGCAAUGGAUGGCUAUGCUGCUGCAUUACCUGAAGCAAUUAUGAUACUAUUGUGUUUACUUAGGGACAGGUUGCAUUCCUUCUAAAGGACAGAUAUCCAACUUUGUCCUCUAGGUAUUUUUGGAAUACAUUUGCCAUAAUGCCCUGCUAGGCUGUCAUAGGAAGACUGCAACAUUCUUUAAAUUUAUAUGGCUGUGUCAAUUGCAUCUGUAGUUAGCUCAAUUUUACUGUUAAUGUGUAAUUCUUUUUUCUACAGGUGUAAACUGGAUACUUACACAGCCCGAUGGACCUCCCUCAUCCAGUCAAAUUUCUUUUAGCUUCCCUAAGUUUGAAAACACAAAUGAACCUUUAAAGUCUUAUGCUGUGAUAGUAACAACUGGUGGCAAUGGUAACCUAAGUAUUUGUUUAUUUAUUUCUGUAUUCCCAUACGUGGGGUAGGCUACAUGUGGCACUCCAGAUGUUACUGACUAAAUCUCUCAUAUUGCUCUUACAGCCAUAAUGCUGGCAAAGCAUCAGGGGAGAUGUAGUCAUCAACAUCUGGAGUCCCGACAGUUGUCUAACCCUGACUUAUAUAAUUUUGAACAUAAUAGUCAAAGAUAUAUAUUGUUAAGUGAACCAUUACUGGAAAUAUUAACUUGAAUUCACUUACCCAAGUUUUUUAAAGAAUUACUCAUUUUCUGGGUUGUUUAAAAAUAUUUAUGUUUUAAAAAGUAGACAUUGGCAUACAUUUGUUUUAAGGCAUUCAUCCAAUAAAAUGCUCUAAAACAAAUGAAUCAAUUCUGAAAUUAGUUUCACUCAUACUUGGAUCCUGUGUAUGAGUUAAUGGGUUAUUUGGUAAAUUAAUUCAGAUAAGAACAAAAUUGAUUUCAGAAUCGAUUAUCUUGGCAAUUUUAAAGGGGACCUGUCAUGCCCCAAAUAUUUUAUGCUCAUUAGAUUGACCAUAUAUUGAGCAUAUGUUUUUUUCCCAGCCAUUAGCCUGUCAAAGGAGAGCAGAAAAGACCUCCAAGAGGAAGUUACUCUGCUCUCACCCAAAGCAACUACAAUGCAUGUGCUGUGGUUGCUAUGGAAACUCCCUAAUCGUCGCUUCUUGUGCUGGCUAGGGAGUAUUGGAAUGGAGUGACAUAACGUCACUCUGUUCUGACCCCAGCACACUGGCAAUAAAGCUAGCAUGCUGACAUCACUAAGGAGAUUUUCCCUGCUUGGGGAUACAUUCCAAGUAGGGCAAAUCAAAGCACAUGUAUUAAAAAGUUAAUUAAAGGGACACUAUAGCCACCUGAACAACUUAAUGAAGCAGUUUUGGUGUAUAGAACAUGCCCCUGCAGCCUCACUGCUCAAUCCUCUGCCAUUUAGGAGUUAAAUCCCUUUGUUUAUGAACCCUAGUCACACCUCCCUGCAUGUGACUUGCACAGCCUUCCAUAAACACUUCCUGUAAAGAGAGCCCUAUUUAGGCUUUCUUUAUUGCAAGUUCUGUUUAAUUAAGAUUUUCUUAUACCCUGCUAUGUUAAUAGCUUGCUAGACCCUGCAAGAGCCUCCUGUAUGUGAUUAAAGUUCAAUUUAGAGAUUCAGAUACAAUUAUUUAAGGUAAAUUGCAUCUGUUUGAAAGUGAAACCAGUUUUUUUUUUCAUGCAGGCUUUGUCAAUCAUAGCUGGGGGGGGGGGGAGUGUGUGUGGCUAGGGCUGCAUAAACAGAAACAAAGUGAUUUAACUCCUAAAUGACAGUGAAUUGAGCAGUGAAAUUGCAGGAGAAUGAUCUAUACCCUAAAACUGCUUCAUUUAGAUAAACUAAUUUAGGUGACUAUAGUGUUCCUUUAAUCUGUUCUCUUUAUAGAAUAUUGUUCGCAUAUGGUCAUAAUGCAAAACAGAAUAUUUUUUAGUUUUGUAUUAAAUUAUAUCAUUUGUUGCUUCAGACUGUAAAUGCAAAAGGUAUGUUUACAUAUAUUUAUGCAAUCAUGCAAUACUCUUGUCGCCUAUUAUAACAUAAUAUAUAUAUAUAUAUAUAUAUAAUUAUAACAUAGGUAAGAAGACACAUACCAAGUUUUAUAAAAACACGCACACACACAAAAAAAAAAUCGUAUGACAUCCCAGUUUACAAGUGUCAUUAUGUAUAUAUGUUUAUUUCCUAAUUUUUCUAAAGUCUAAAAUAUUUAUGAUCACAAGGAAUGGAUAAGUAAAAUAGUACUUUCCAUUCUUCUUGUCCCAAAUACAAUUUGUUGAUGCUGUUUUCCUCAUUUGUCAUCUGCUAGUGUUCAGUCUUGCAUUCUUGUAAUUCUGUUUUGGGACUGUCAGACAUAGUUUGUAAGCAAAAAUCUCCAUUUUUUUUUUUAACCUCUCACUGCUUAAAACUGUUUAUUUUUAUCUUGAGAAUCAAAGCAAAAGGAUUUCUUAUGAAUAAUUCUCUAAUUUCUCUGCUAAAUCUUUAGUUGCCGGCCAGGUUCCAAAUCGUGGCAUUCUGAACAAGACAUACGAUGAUUUCAAGAAUAAAAAAACUAAUACGUAUGUCACAAACAUCAAAGAAACAGCGAGCAGAACUUUGAGAUCUCUAACGGCAAAUUCUGUAACUGUUAUAAUCGGUGCUGGAGAUAAAAAAUAUGGCUAUUACAAUGGACCCCUGGAACCAUCUACAUCCUACUGGUAAUGAAAUUUGCCAAUGAUUUUAUUGAACAUUAUUUUUUAUUAUUAUAAAUUGUGAAAUGAAUUAAAGCUGGGGAUUUGGCACGUAAGUAAACAACAGGUGAGUAUUUGAAAUAUGGCUAAAUAGAAAAUAUACAGAAAAUGUAUUUACGUUGCAGAUAGGGGCUUCUUAAAGGGUUGGAUUCACUGAGCAAAUGAAAGAUUUGUUCAGUUUUUAGGAUAGCAAGUUAUCUAUUGACUUCAAUGGAGGAAUUGAUAUUCAGUAAACAGUGUCAGUGAAAAUAUAGGAAAAAAAACAUUAAAUAACUAGGCAGAAACACAACUUGUAGAUAUGGAGUCUAUAUCAAGAUAUAAUAACAAAAUAAGGAGUCUUAUUUUAUUUAUUUUUUGCUAUGAGCUUUAUAAAAUUUGCUAUGGGCUUUUAUUGACAGAAUUUCAAUACAGUAAAGCAAUUUUUUUAUACACAAUUGAUGUUUGCAUAAUGUACGUUUUUUUUUUUAUACUUUUCUAAUGUUUCAAAUAUUUUUUAGGAUUAGUGUUGCUGGAUUCACAGCCAUUGAGUUUGAUAAUGCCACAGGAACCAUUCUGGAGGAUCGCUCUGUAGCAAUUUUUUAUCCUUUCUCAAACGAGAUUAAAACAUCUGACAAUUCAUCUCAGAACUCAUCUCAAUUAUCAGGUAUAUCAAUUUGAUUGCACUGUGUGAAACUAAAGAAAUAGCUUUAUAGUGAAUGAAGAAAUUAAGUAAAUAAUGUAUUAAGGAUCAAUCAUGCUUAUUAUAUGGAUAUAUGUAAUAUCUUUAAGACUUACACUCAUAAUUAAAUAUUAUUUUUUAUAAGGGUUUGCCCAUGCUAUACAAUCUCAGUCAAUGCACUCUGAUUGGUUGGCUUGUAAGUCAGCCAAUCAGAGCAUAAAUAACUAAAUCUUAAUAAAGGUGGUGUGAGGUGUGAUAGAAGCGUUUAAAAAUAACAUAUAAAGUCUACAGCAGCUCAAAAACACUUGUGCAGAAAAACCUUUCUUUCUUUAGCAAACAACAAGUAAUCUAAAAUAUAUAUUACAAGUGAAACUUUAUAAAAAAUAGUGGAGUGCUAUAUUAAAAAUGGCUACUUUACCCCUUAUAAAAUGCAGAUAAUUUCAGUACAAUACCAUAUGAAAAAGAAAAGAAAGAGAAUAUAUAGUGCAGAUGGUAGAGAUAAGGCUGUAGAUUCACUCACAUGGGUUAAAGCCCAUAUGAUCAUAUGAUCCACUUUUUGCACAAAUGUGCUCUUUAAGGCAGCACCACACCUUGCUUGAAGGACAUUUUAACAAAUUAUUUAAAAACCUUGAAGUUUUUUUGCUGAUUUGAAUAUUACACCAAUAUGCAAAGAAUAUUAUGUCUGCAUGCUAUCAUACGAUGCUUUUCAUUUUAGGUGCCAUAGCUGGAGCCGUGGUCGGAAGUAUCCUGGGAUGUGCAGUAUUGGGUGCAGCAGGAUUCUUCCUCUGGAAAAAAAGGUCCUAAGGCAUAAGUAUAUUGUUUUACUGUGUAGGAGGGGCUGGGUAUGUCUAAAACAUUUUUUGCAUUUCGUCUGGUUUCAAGUUUGAAUUAUUUUGACCUAAUAUCAUUUUGAGUAUUUAUUUUAUGUAUUGUUCUCUUUACAGACGCAAUUCAGACAGCACGUCUAAAUCAUCAAAAAGGUACGUUUUUUCUCAUGAUACGGAAAUGUUGAACAUUAAAUAUGGCUCCUUGCAUAUUAAUAUUAUACAAGCUACCAAUUUUAACAAUCUGCAUAAAAACACCUAUAUUAAGAUAUAAAAGGGGAAUUCUUUCGUUGUUACAUAAUUGUAAACUGUUGAGAAUUCCUGUCGGCGAAGCUGCAAAUUCCUAGGAACACCAUAGCGUUGAGAAUAAAAAUGUGUAUUUGUUACACUAUAGUUCACUGGUGGCCAUUUAGGUGACACCCAUCUGCAGGGCAAAAAAAAAAUUUAGUUUUGCUUACCUUUUCUUCAUUGAGAUUGCCAGUCUUCGUGGCUGGCCCUCCUCAUUGGCUGAGAUCAUCGAGGAGUAUUUUUUUUUUUUUUAGUAUACAACAUAUGAAUACUGAUACUUAACACUUCUAUUGGUUAAUCAAUUAAAUAGGGAAAAAGGCAAUGAAACCUUUACAAUUCAACAAAGAAGAAACCUAUCUACAGAGUUUAAUGUAAGUAUUUUAACCUCUUUAUUGAUUAAUGUUCGUUGAUUAAAAAAAAAUACAGUUAAGUUGCUAAUUUAUUUGAAAUGACACACAAGUAGGAAAACCACAAUUAUUGGCAAUAAAUGAACAAGCACAUUCCUUGUAGGUAACUGUAAAAACCUUCCAAAACCAAAGUCAAAAUUUAAAGGAGAAUGUAUGUUUGCCUGAUAUGGCCUUUUUAAAAAAUAUUUUUGGACAAGCUUUUCAAAUGAUCGGAAUCUGAAAAAAAAAACAACCUUUAAAGUGACUUAUCUACAGAAGUCGCCUUUAAAGCUUUUGUGAAUUUUUGUAGAUAAAUCACUUGAAAAGUAUUUCUAACAGAUUGUGAUCAUUUAAAAAACUGACCCAGAAGAAUUAAAUCGAGACCCAUGUUCUCAGACCCCUCCAUCCCUCUCUGUGGUUCUUAUUGAAUGCAGCACAGACUUGACCUGAUGGAGUUAUUUAUUGGAAUCUAAAAAUGCUCUAAAAUGGGCAUAAUUCAUCCAGGGUUAAGAUUUUUUUUUCCCAUUUCAUAAUCUCUCCCAUUAGGCAAGUAAGUUAUCAAUUUUCAGGAGUUUACUGUUUAGUAAGUAAACUCCUAAGUCUCCACUUGACUAAUGCUUUAAAGGCUUAAUAAUGGCUUAGUACAUUCUAAAGGUCAAACUCUUUACUGUAUGAAGGAAAAUGUAUUAUUAUUAUUAUUUAUAAAGUGCAAACAAAUUUUGCAGUCCCGUAUAAUGGGUGGACUAACAGACACAUACUGUAACCAGACGAAUUGGACACAUGGAGGAUUGAGGGCCCAGACAAGUUGGAACAGAAGGAUUGAGGGCCCUGCUCAAUGAGCUUACAUGCUAGAGGGAGUGGGGUAUAGUGACACAAAAGGUAAGGGUAUGGUAGAAAAGUAGGUUGCUAGAACAGUAUUCACUGAGGGCUUAGUGUUUUGUUUUGAUGACAAAUGCAGGAAAGGAAUCAGGGUGCGGGAAGGAAAAGCUGCUUAAUUACUAUUUUUUCCUGAAGAAGUAAGCUUUCAAAGAUGUUUUGAAGGUUGCACAUAGGUCUUCGUCUGAGUGUAGGGGCCUAGUUAAUCCUUUAUUUAAAACAAUGUUGAUAUCUGGUAAUAUUCAAAUAUUUAAUACAGUAAUUUCAAUGCAGUUAAAUGAUAAGAUAAUGUGACUUUUGUAUUUAGAAACUUAAGUCAGUUGGAAUGGAGGUCAGCGCUAUACCAUGUGAGUAUAUAAUUACUGCUUUCUAUGACAACUAUACCUCUCGGGUACAUCUGUCUAUCUGCUCUAUCUGUCUGUCUUGUUACAUAGUUACAUAGUUACAUAGCUGAAAAGAGACUUGCGUCCAUCAAGUUCAGCCUUCCUCAGAAAUGUUGUUGCUGUUGAUCCAAAAGAAGGCAAAAAACCUGGUCUGAAGCACUUCCAAUUUUGCCACAAACUAGGAAAAAAUUCCUUCUUGACCCCAAAAUAGCAGUCAGAUGUCUCCUUGGAUCAAUCAGCUAUUACCCCACUAAUUAGAAAUUAUAUCCCUGUAUGUUAUGUUUUUGUAAGUAUUUAUCCAAUUUCAGUUUAAACAUCUGUAUGGACUCUGACAAAACCACCUCUUCAGGCAGAGAAUUCCAUAUCCUUAUUGUUCUUACUGUAAAAAACCUUUUCUUUGCCUUAGAUGAAAUCUCCUUUCUUCCAGCCUAAAUGUGUGACCUUGUGUCCUAUGUAUAACCCUGUUUAUGAAUAGAUUUCCAGAUAAAGGUUUGUACUGGCCCCGAAUAUAUUUGUAUAAAGUUAUCAUAUCCCCUCUCAGGCGCCGUUUUUCCAAACGAAACAGAUUUAAUUUUUGUAACCUUUCUUCAUAACUAAAAUGCUCCAUUCCUUUUAUCAAUUUUGUAGCUCGUCUCUGGACCCUCUCCAGUGCCAUGAUAUCCUUCUUUAGAACAGGCGCCCAAAAUUGCACAGCAUAUUCAAGGUGUGGUCUUACCAGCGAUUUAUAAAGAGGCAAAAUUAUAUUUUCAUCCCGAGAAUUUAUGCCCCUAUUUAUACAUGACAAAAUCUUACUGGCCUUAGCAACUGCAGAUUGACAUUGCAUAUUGCUGCCUAAUUUGUUGUCUAUAACAAUUCCCAAAUCCUUCUCGUGUGUGGUUAUCCCUAAUUCACUACCAUUUAGUGUGUAAGUUGCUUGUGCAUUCUUAACCCCGAAGUGCAUAACUUUGCAUUUCUCUAUGUUAAAUUUCAUCUGCCAUUUUAGUGCCCAGUCCCCCAAUCUAUCCAAAUCUCUCUGCAACAAAGCAAUAUCCUGCUCACAUUUUAUUACUUUACAAAGUUUUGUGUCAUCUGCAAACACUGAUACAUGGCUUUCAAUGCCUAUUUCAAGAUCAUUUAUAAAUAUGUUAAAUAGAAGUGGUCCCAAAACAGAACCCUGAGGGACACCACUUACCACUUUUGUCCAGCCUGAAAAUUUACCAUUAAUUACAACUCGUUGUACUCUGUCCUUAAGCCAAUGUUCUACCCAAGAACAGGAAUAUUCAUCUAGACCAAUUUCUUUUAGUUUGAAGACUAACCUAUUGUGAGGAACCGUAUCAAAUGCCUUGGCAAAGUCCAAGUAGAUCACAUCCACUGCAACACCCUGAUCUAUACUUCUACUUACUUCUUCGUAGAAUGCAAUUAGGUUAGUUUGACAUGACCUAUGUUUCAUAAAACCAUGCUGAUUAUUGCUAAUAACAAAGUUCUUCCCAAUGAAUUCCUGAAUAUUAUCCCUUAAUAGCCCUUCAAAUAUUUUCCCAGUUACAGAAGUUAAGCUCACAGGUCUAUAAUUUCCAGGCAAGGAUUUUGAACCCUUUUUAAAUAUAGGAACAACAUCUGCCUUCCUCCAAUCCUCCGGUACAACACCUGAAACAAAAGAAUCUUGAAAAAUUAAAUACAGAGGUUCACUUAUUUCCCCACUUAGCUCCUUAAGUACUCGUGGGUGAAUACAGUCAGGCCCCGGAGCUUUAUUUACAUUAAUUUUCUUUAAUAGCUGUAGCACCUUGUCUCGAGUUAUCCAGUCACAAGUUAUUUGCAAGUUUUUUGCAGCAAACAUUUGCAUAUCUCUUGCCAUAGGAUCCUCAUUAAUAUAUACUGAAUGAAAAAUAGUUAUUUAGAAUUUCUGCUUUUUCCUGGUCUUCAUUAGCUAAUAAACCCAACUCUGUUUCAAGUGUACCUACACUUUCAUUUUUUGUUUUUUUAGAAUUGAUGUACUUGAAAAAAAUUUUGGGGUUGGUUUUGCAUUCUUUAGCUAUCAAUUUCUCAUUUUCUAGUUUAGCCACUUUAAUUGCCUUUUUGCAAGUGUUAUUGGCUUCCUUAUAUCUUAAAUAGGAUGCCUUUGAUUUGUCUGAUUUAAAUGCUUUAAAUGCCCUUUUCUUAUUUUUAAUCUCUUGUUUUACUUCUCUACUAAGCCACAUUGGUUUUAAUUUGUUUCUUUUAUAUUUAUUACCCAAUGGUACAUACUGAGAAAUGUACCUUUCUAAUAUAUGUUUGAAUAGUUUCCAUUUAUCCUCAGUGUUUUUAUCACUAAGGAGUUUAUGCCAGUCGAUAUGUUGUAGAGCUGCCCUAAUCUUAUUGAAAUUGGCUUUUUUAAAAUUAUAUGUUUUAGUAUACCCCACCUGCUUUUGCUUUUUUGAGUUUAUUUCAAAAUUUACCAUAUUGUGAUCACUAUUUCCCAAAUGCUCCCUACUUGAAUGUUGGUUAAAAGAUCAACAUUGUUUGUUAUGACAAGAUCCAGACAAGCAUCCUGUCUAGUUGGUGCUUGUACCAGUUGUGACAUAAAGGUGUCAUUUAACACAUUCAAAAACCUGAUUCCCCUUGCUGAAGUACUAGUCCCUCUUUCCCAAUUUAUGUCUGGAUAAUUAAAAUCUCCAAUAAUUAACGUGUUACCUCGAUUUGCAGUUUUCUCAAUUUGCUCUUACAGCUGUUCUUCCUCAUUAAUAUUUACAUUAGGUGGUUUAUAACAUAUCCCAACCAAUAAUUGAUUUCCCUUUGUUUUCCCCAAGCAGAUAUCUACCCAUAAAGCCUCCACCUUUUCCUCGUCACACUCCACAUGCCUAAGAUUUGACUUUAACUAACGGUUGACAUAUAAACAUACCCCACCACCCUUCUUGUUUUUCCUAUCCUUCCUAAAUAACGUAUACCCAUUUAAAUUAACUGCCCAGUCAUGUGUCUCAUCCCACCAUGUUUCUGUUAUGCCUAUUAUAUCAUAUUGUUUAGUGUAUGCUAUUGCCUCUAGUUCCCCAUUUUGUUAUAUAGGCUCCUUGCAUUAGUAAGCAUACAUUUAAUAUUAUCAUGAGUCUUUUGUACUUUUUGUGAAUUAUCAAUAUUACAUACCUCCUCUGUUCUGAGUUUUCCCCUCCCCCCAUCUCCACCCCCUUUGUUCUGAGCUAAAGCCCAUCUCUUUUCCAUCAUAUCUCCAUUUUCUAGAUUGCUUUGACCCUCCCCCCCUACCACUAGUUUAAAAUCUCGUCCAACCUUCUAGCCAUCCUAUCCCCCAGCACAGCAGACCCUCUUCCGUUUAGGUGCAAUCCAUCAUGACUAUACAGGUUGUACCCAAGUGCAAAAUCGUCCCAGUGCUCUAAAAACCCAAAACCCUAUUUCCUGCACCAAGACUUUAGCCACGCAUUGACCUCUCUAAUCUCCCGCUGCCUUUCUGCUGUAGCGCGCGGCACAGGUAAUAUUUCUGAAAAAAUUACCUUGGAGGUCCUUUUCUUAAGCUUACUUCCUAGUUCCCUGAACUCAUUCUUUAGGACCUUCCAUUUUCCUCUGACUUUGUCAUUGGUACCAAUAUGGACCAUGACAGCUGGGUCAUCUCCAGCCCCUCCCAAUAAUCCCUCCACUCUGUCGGCAACAUGCCGGACCCGAGCACCCGGGAGACAGCAAACUGUCCGGUUGAGUCGAUCAGAGUGGCAGAUUACCCUAUCUACUCUCUUAAUAAUAGAGUCCCCUACCACCACAACCUGUCUAGCCUUCCUUACCCUCUCAACCCCACCCGUACUAGAGGGGCUGUUUCCACGGCUGUUAGCAGGAACAGCUUCCUGCAGUACAGCUACUCCUGAGCUGAUGCUCCCAACAUCUUCACUCAAACGGGCAAAUCUGUUAGGCUGCAUGAGAUCAGGACUAGCUAAACCUUUUCUCUUCCCUCCCCCCCUGCUUCCUCUCCCCACUGUCACCCAGCUACGUGCCUGUUCCCCAUCUGUCUUAUCUCCUCCCUCUCCACUACCUGUCCCCACUAAACUCUGCUCAGUGAGCAGCAGACUCCUCUCAAGAUUGUCAAUCUCCCUCAGUGUUACAAUUUGCCUCUCCAGAUCUCUAAUCUGAGCUUCCAGAAAUGCCACUCGCUCACACCCACCACAGAGGUAUGGACCCUGGACAGAAUCAUCCAGGCAUGCAUACAUGCGGCAUGAUGUGCACGGAGUUAAAUUUGCAAUCUUGCUAGCACUCAUCCCCAGUAACAAAAAACACAAGUGAGAAAAAAAAAAAAAAAAAUGUUAACCCUCUUGGUUUAAACUCCCUUGUAGUUUCAACUCCUGUUGUUUUAACUCCUACUUAAAAGAGACUACUUUAAAUAGCCUACUUUCAAGCAAACUCCAGUGUCUUUAUAUCUUAUUUUACCAAUUUUGCCUAUUUUUUUUUGUCUCAUAUAUAAUUCCACUUUCACAACAUGAGCAAUACCAUAUCUUCUUUCAGAAUAAAAGCAGAUUAAUUUUUAUUUCCUCUGCUUUGAAAUACUAAUCAACAUCUUGUUUUCUACAGAUGAAAAUGCAGCAGCUCGUGCAAACCUGCCAUUGCCAUCUCUGCAUGUUUAUGUCGGUGACUAUAAUAUUUCAUAA